Molecule: messenger RNA, 1481 nt
Organism: Diospyros lotus (date-plum)
Lineage: Eukaryota; Viridiplantae; Streptophyta; Magnoliopsida; Ericales; Ebenaceae
Product: thioredoxin reductase NTRB-like
Exons: 3
Coding region: 135-1274 (379 amino acids)
Biological process (GO): removal of superoxide radicals
Cellular component (GO): cytoplasm
Molecular function (GO): thioredoxin-disulfide reductase (NADPH) activity
Source: RefSeq, a predicted model, not a curated record
CGCUUUGCUCGUGACUAAAAUAAUUCAGAGACCGAACCCUAAUCUGUUCCCUCCAGUGGGGAAGCCGCGGAAGCGAUUUUCCCGCCGAAAGCAGCUUCAAUGAAUACGUCCUACUGUUAGGCUGUGACAAACAAAUGCGCCGGUUUCCCAAGCUUGGAGACGUGUUGAAACGAGUUCGGAACUUGGUGAGUAUCGCCACUUGGACCACCUCCGCCGCCACCGUCACCGCCGCCGCUUACCUCGCUUCCACCACCUCCACCAAGGUCUCGAGCUCCGCCACCGUCAUGGACGAUGCGCAGACACUCAAAACCCGCCUCUGCAUCAUCGGAAGCGGCCCGGCGGCCCACACCGCCGCCAUCUAUGCCUCCCGCGCCGAGCUGAAGCCCGUGCUCUUCGAGGGAUGGAUGGCCAACGACAUCGCCCCCGGCGGCCAGCUCACCACCACCUCCGACGUCGAGAACUUCCCCGGCUUCCCUGACGGAAUCUUCGGCUCGGUCCUCAUGGAUCUCUGCAAAAGUCAAUCCUUGCGUUUUGGUACUGAGAUCUUCACCGAGACAGUAACAAAGGUCGAUUUCUCCACUAGGCCUUUCAAGGUCUUCACUGAUUCCAAGUCCGUCCUGGCCGACUCGGUGAUCGUUGCCACCGGCGCGGUCGCCAAGCGCUUGAACUUCCCUGGCUCCGGAGAGUUCUGGAACAGGGGUAUUUCGGCUUGUGCGGUCUGCGACGGCGCCGCCCCUAUUUUCAGGAACCAACCGCUGGCUGUAAUCGGUGGCGGAGACUCGGCAAUGGAAGAGGCUACAUUUCUGACGAAGUAUGGGUCAAAGGUCUAUAUAAUUCACAGGAGGGACGAAUUUAGGGCUUCGAAGAUAAUGAAGAAUCGGGCUAUGGAAAACCCUAAGAUUGAGGUUUUAUGGAAUUCGGUGGCGGUUGAGGCAUAUGGAAAAGGUGAUAAGGGUGUUUUGGGGGGGCUGAAGGUCAAGAACGUCGCUACGGGAGAGGUUUCCAAUUUGGAGGUGUCGGGUUUGUUCUUUGCAAUUGGGCAUGAACCAGCUACCAAGUUCUUGGGUGGGCAGCUAGAGCUCGAUUCUGAGGGUUAUGUGGUGACGAAGCCUGGCACGACGCAUACCAGUGUGCCUGGUGUUUUUGCGGCAGGAGAUGUGCAGGAUAAGAAGUACAGGCAGGCUGUUACUGCUGCUGGCUCUGGAUGUAUGGCAGCCUUGGAUGCAGAACAUUACUUGCAGGAAAUUGGAUUACAAGAGGGGAAAAGUGACUGAUUACCGAAGAAUGUGAUUUAGAGCGGUGCUUCACUCUAGUACUUACAAAAUUUAUACAGCCAAAAAAAUUGGCUGCUAGGUGCCAUGGAAGUGUUUUACCAAAUUGAACUGUCUUAUCAAGAAUGCAUGUGCCCCCAGAUGAACAGCAUUUUAUACUUGCUGCUUUAUAAUCUGUUUCUCAAUUGAAUGGCUGAAAAAUUUGAAGCA